CCGCCAGCGUGGAAGACGAGAAAAGGCAAAAUUGGAAAAAGCCUUGGAAUCUUCUUCUUGCCACGAUAGAGAGUUUCUCGGUCGCAUCCUCCUAAUAUUAGAACUAGACUUUUCCUUUCCAGUAAACACUUCAUCUUUUGCCUCUCUCUCUCUCUCUCUCUCUCUCUCUCUCUCUUAUUCGUAACGAGACUCGAUCAAAUUUUACACACCAAAAGGUAUUUGCUGUUUGAAGUUUUGUGGGUACUGAGAUGGCAAGUGGUUUUGGGGAAUCAACAAGCGUGCCACCUCAAAGCCCGUCUUGCUCGGGCAAUAAUGCCAAUGAUGUGGGCGAUUUUGAAUGCAAUAUCUGCUUUGACUUAGCCCAAGACCCAAUCAUAACCCUUUGUGGUCACCUCUUCUGCUGGCCUUGCCUGUACAGAUGGCUCCACCAUCACUCGCAUUCCCAAGAAUGCCCGGUUUGCAAGGCCCUCGUACAAGAGGAGAAGUUGGUUCCUCUUUAUGGUAGGGGCAAGACGCAAACUGAUCCAAGAUCAAAGUCAUAUCCAGGCAUCAAUAUUCCAAAUCGCCCAGCUGGGCAGAGGCCUCAAACUGCCCCGCCUCCGGAGACCAAUCAGUUUACCAAUUAUGGCUCUGGAUUCAUGGGGGGAUUUGUACCAAUGGCAACUGCGAGGAUUGGUAACUUCACAUUGGCCACUGCAUUUGGUGGUCUGAUACCGUCAUUGCUUAACAUUCAUUAUCAUGGGUUCCCGGAUGCUACUGUGUAUGGAACAACUUCUGGUUUCCCUUAUGGGUUCAGUUCAUUUCACGGGGGCCAUGCUCACGGAUUCCCUCAGCCGGCAAGUCAAAGGCAGCAGGUUGACAAUGUUUUGAAGAAUCUGUUUUUGUUAAUUGGUGUCUUUGUGAUCCUUGCGCUGAUUUGUUGGUAAAAUCAUUUGCCGUUUUAAACUUUGAAGCCAAUGUGUUUGUUUAGUGUUGCUGCUCUUAUAUGUGUAAAUACAUUAGCUUAAUUUCUACUCGAGAAGGUUGACCUGUUAGUACUUUUGGCCAAUUCUGUUAGCUGUUGUAAACAUCUGCAACAGACAUAAAAAUAUCAUAAUAAAUGGCUUGCAGUUGCUCUCUC
Molecule: messenger RNA, 1120 nt
Organism: Prunus persica (peach)
Lineage: Eukaryota; Viridiplantae; Streptophyta; Magnoliopsida; Rosales; Rosaceae
Product: E3 ubiquitin-protein ligase RNF185
Exons: 2
Coding region: 249-926 (225 amino acids)
Biological process (GO): ubiquitin-dependent protein catabolic process
Cellular component (GO): endoplasmic reticulum
Molecular function (GO): ubiquitin protein ligase activity; ubiquitin-like protein conjugating enzyme binding
Source: RefSeq, a predicted model, not a curated record